GUUGAUGCGCUAACAGAAAGUAACGAUUUGACAGUGAUAAGAGCGCAAUUGUCUUCUGACGAGUUGGUCAACAACCAGGACAUAGAGCAUACAGAGUCGUUGAUUGAAGAAAGUAGACUGCAGAAAGAAUAUGAGUCGUCGUUAACGAAAUUUGACCUCUGGGAUAUAAUAAAAAAGGGUUCUAUCAAUUUGGUGUUACCUUUUAUUAAUGGGAUGAUGUUGGGGUUCGGCGAGAUAUUGGCACACGAGAUUGGCUUUCGUUACAACUGGGUUGGGGCCAGGGUGCAGCCGGUCAGAAGAUUAGAACAGAGACAGAAGAGAGAGUCCAAGUUCUUGUAG
Molecule: messenger RNA, 339 nt
Organism: Scheffersomyces stipitis CBS 6054
Lineage: Eukaryota; Fungi; Ascomycota; Pichiomycetes; Serinales; Debaryomycetaceae
Gene: MIM1
Product: Mim1p
Exons: 1
Biological process (GO): protein insertion into mitochondrial outer membrane; mitochondrial outer membrane translocase complex assembly
Cellular component (GO): mitochondrial outer membrane
Source: RefSeq, a predicted model, not a curated record